Messenger RNA from Vicia villosa (hairy vetch), 984 nucleotides. RefSeq lists its product as uncharacterized. The transcript is spliced from 3 exons. The coding region runs from base 1 to 984 and encodes 327 amino acids. NCBI's taxonomy places the organism in Eukaryota, Viridiplantae, Streptophyta, Magnoliopsida, Fabales, Fabaceae. The record is from RefSeq and is a predicted model, not a curated record.
AUGGUCAACAACAUUUGUGAUAUUCCCACAAGUCAGUUACCAAAGCCUUUGAUUAAGGGUGAUAUAGACUUGCAAUUACUAUCCCCAAAGAUGAAUAUCUGGCUGCAUUGGAAACCACUAAAUCUUCAUGGUAGAAUCAUUUAUCCCAAAGGUGAUACUCCGCUCAAAGUCGAUGACUUGUGUCUCAAGCUUUCCAAUUCCUGGAAAUCUCUAGGCAAAUGGGGUCUUAUCUCUCUGGGUAAAGGCUACUUCAAAUUCACCUUCUUCACUAUUGAAGACCUCAAAACGGUUUGGAUUCGAAUAUCUGGUCUAACCCAAGAAUAUUGGAGACCUCGUAUUUUGUUUGCAAUUGCUAGUAGUAUAGGAACUCUAUUUUGUAUGGAUGAAGCCACUAACAAGUAUAUGUUUGAGAGGUCUUAUGGUCACUUUGCUCGAAUUCUAGUUGACUUAGACCUUACAGGUAAAAUUAGAGAAAACAUUCUGGUGGAAAGAACAAACUUCGCCUUCUUUGUUAAUGUUGUUUAUGAAAACCUGCUGGAUUGUUGUGAUCACUACAAAAUCAUUGGCCACAAUGUUGGAAAUUGUCGUAGAAUCAAUGGUAAACCCAGGCAGUCUGACAGUGACUCAAGUGAAUCUGAUUUUGUUGAUGCUUCUCAGCAGCAUAACUUAGAGGAUGAGCUCUUAGGAGAUCAGGAUCCUUCAUUGAACAAGGCAUUGGUGAGGAUUGAUUCUCCAACACAUGGAAUUCCUUCUAACCCAAAGGUGAAUGAUGUGGAAUUCCUCAAACAAUCUUGGGCUAACAUGGCUGAGAUGGAGCAGGACAGAGAUAAUGAGGUGCACAUAGAAGAUGAUAUUGAGGAAUUUGAUGCUCCAUUUCAACAAGUAGUACCGAAGCAUAAAAAGAAGAAAAUCAAAAAAUUGGCUAAACCAAGUGGAAAUCACAAAACCAGGGCAAAGGUGGAGUCUACUAGUACCACCCCAUGA